Messenger RNA from Scylla paramamosain (green mud crab), 2400 nucleotides. RefSeq lists its product as uncharacterized. Lineage: Eukaryota; Metazoa; Arthropoda; Malacostraca; Decapoda; Portunidae. The record is from RefSeq and is a predicted model, not a curated record. The transcript is spliced from 6 exons. Bases 880 to 2400 code for a protein of 506 amino acids.
UCUAUCUUUCUGUCUGUCUAUCUGUAUAUCUAUCGUUUUAUUUAGUAAGGCAUGAGUGGUUUUGGCUAAGGCAAUGCAGUGGGGUUCACUUGAUGGCGUGCAUGGGGGUCCAGUGUGGCGCACCUCUCGCACACGUGAUGUACUCCAGCACAAUCUUGUCAGUGCCACAAGGGUACAUGUAGCAAGCAUGGCAACACUCUGUGAGAAAGGUGAAGAAGGUCAGUUUUAUGCAAGCGGGUACGAGAGGCCAUUUUCCUUGACAGCAGGUUACAACACAAGACACCCAAUUAAAAGUACAAGGGAAAGGAAAAAAUCGUGGUGGAGAGAGCAAACAUAAAGAAAGUGAACUCGCAAGGCACAAGGGAGGGACGAGAUGAAGACGCAAAGAGGUCUACAGAGUAUGAGAUCAAAAGAAAACAAAUAUAAAAGUGAUUAAUCCUGCCUAGCCAAUGACCACUCAUCGCUUUGAUCUUCACCAAGUCUCCCCGUCAUCAUUCCUGGCCGCGCCUCCCCUCCCUCGCGGCCCGGGGGUUGGUGUGGUCCGAGGAGGGAAAGAGAGGGAGGGUGAAGAGGGAGGGUUGUAAGAGCCACGAGAGCACCGCCCCUUUGCUCCCUCCCUAGAAAAGAGAGUUUGGCGGAUCCUUCAAGCUCAGUGUCAGUUUGCAGGGUCUGGGUAGCGGGCGGCUGUGACUGUCACGCGGCGCGGAGCCAACACUUACAUCGCUCGCCAUCCUUACGAGAAAAGCGAGGAAAUAUUAAUACUCGUAUACCGAAGUGUUUCGUGACACUAACACCGCCACCACCACCACCACCACUACCACCAAGUCAAUUUUAAAGGUGUUUGGAGCGUGGUAGGGUGUCUCCCUGGCGUCAGCUGCCAUGGGGCUGGCGAUGACGACAACUUGGAGGGCAGUGUUGGUUUCCAAGGCAAUGCUGCUGCUGCUACUGUCUCUUCUUACUGCAGCGCUUCACGCCACGCACCCUCCAUCUAGUCAGCUCACACACACACAUCACCUCGACACAGACAGCCUCUCGACUACUCCCUCUGCCGCCGGUUAUCUCGCCCCAACCAAUGGCACCGCCCGCCUAGCAGCCCACAGCCACGCCGCACCCCACCUGCCAAUGCACGACACGACUAGCGACGUGAUGAAGGUGCCUCCCGCCCUAAGACGCAGAAGUUCUACCUCAGGAGGGAAAACAAUGAGGAAAGACAAGAGACAGACAGACUUUCUCCCAACCUCCACAUAUCCAAGAUUGGUCAGAUCAAGGAAAAGGAAAAAAAGAAGACAACACAAGAGAAGAAAAGAAAGGUUGAGAAACUUAAGGCGGAAGGGCAGAAACUUUAGAAAGCGUAGAAGGCGAGUAAGGCAAGACGAGAAGGCGAAAAAUGGUUCUGUUCUGUCUGCUUCUACAUUACUGGAUACUUGGGCAGUGCCCCUGGCCUCCUCGCUGCCUCACAACAACGCCCACCUGGUGGAGCUCUUGACGGGAGGCAACAAACAGUUUCUGGUACUGCCACGCCUAGGUACGCCCAGGAACUUCACAAAUACAAAAGAAACGACCCAGAGUUUCAGAAGACGCCCACUAACCAAACAACUAGUUUUCCUACCUUUCCAAGUCGUGAGUGGGGGAGGCCUGAAGUGGCUGCCGUACAACCCAAACAUUAGGGUUAGUAUUCAAGUGGAUGGGAUGCAGCACCGUGACCAUGCCGAUCCCACCCAUCUGCCACUUUCUCCAACUCAAGAGCAAAGAGAGCAACACUUGACAACUGUGAGCAGUAACACGGACUCCGCAUUCAGUUCAGAGACGGACGAAAUCAAAGACAGACCCCUUAGGAACCAAAGCAGGACUGAUGUGACCCGCGGAAUAAACACCUUCCACAAGGCAGGUGCUGGUGAUAAAAUUCAGAAACAAGACAACACACACGAAAAAGAGCCACCAAAGAGUACCAAUACUUCUGAAGACGGCAAGACAAGCCGAGGAAUAACGUAUAAAAAAACGAGGAGGAGAGAUAACACUAAGAAGCACAACAGCACGGCGAGGGAAAGUGGCCAGGGAACAAAGGCAGAGCAACAUGUUAAUGGCAGCACAUCCAAAGAACACAAGAACGUUACCAGGAGUAAUGGAAGGCAGCGCGCCAUGAGCUCUACCGACAUGGUGGUGUGGCUUGCUGACACCCUUGAGGGAAUUCUCAGGAGUGGAGAGGACGCCCAACACGGACUUGGCACUUCUGGCAAAGAUGAUGAUGCCUGUGAUUCUUGGUCAUCAUGUCGAGUAGAGAAGGCACUGCAGGAACUGGCUAAUAUUGCCGCCCUUCCAUCCUGCCCAUGUGUGUACCCAGCCGAGCUUCCCUACCAGCCUCGUAUUUACGACAGAACUCAUGAGAUCAGCUUCAAGUAG